Messenger RNA from Gigantopelta aegis, 2296 nucleotides. Its product is annotated as serine/threonine-protein kinase STY8-like. The transcript is spliced from 6 exons. NCBI's taxonomy places the organism in Eukaryota, Metazoa, Mollusca, Gastropoda, Neomphalida, Peltospiridae. Bases 259 to 2145 code for a protein of 628 amino acids. Gene Ontology annotation, molecular function: protein kinase activity; ATP binding. Gene Ontology annotation, biological process: protein phosphorylation. The record is from RefSeq and is a predicted model, not a curated record.
CCUUCUGUAUCGCGUGAACUGCUUUAAAAUCUGGGUCACAUUCUACAUUGUGAAGUUAUCGCUAAGAUCCUCUCUGUAACGAGACAUUUUAGUUUUAUUUGUGGCUACCAACGGACGACAUCCACAUUGAGGGCACAGUUCGACGUCGUCGUGAACGUCAACGGUCACCUAGCUACAUCGCCGUCAACAGUUAUUCGCCAUCCCAAAACGUAACGGGAUCUCCUGACGUCCAUUUUGUUUUGGGUUAAAUAAUCGAAAAUGCCGAAAGGACAUUACGUGAACAACGCAAUGAACCGCAGUCUUGGACGGGUUGGAAUGGAUCGAGGAUCGGCAGUCCACUCUACAAGUGGAUCCUCCAGCGGUGGUGGUGGUGGUAGCAGCUACUCCUCUGGCAUUUCAUCAUCAACGUACGUAGACAACUCUAUGAACCGCAGCCUUGGACGGGUUGGAAUGGAACACGGGACGGCAGUCCACUCUAGAAGUGGGUCCUCCAGUGGUGGUAGAAGCUACUCCUCUGGAGUUUCAUCUUCAACAUACGUCGACAACGCAAUGAACCGCAGCCUUGGACGGGUUGGAAUGGAACACGGGACGGCAGUCCACUCUAGAAGUGGGUCCUCUGGAUCGUCGUCAAAGACGUACGUCGACAAUGCCUACAACCAAAGGUUAGGUCGAGUAGGACAGGAACUUGGUACAGCCGUUGUGUCUAAGUCUGGGAGCGGCAGCGGUCUUAAUGCGAAAUUCGACCAGAUGGCUUUGUCUUCAUCCAAGGUCUACAAGGACAACUCGCUGAACAGGAAAUUGAACCGGGUUGGGAAACCUUUUGGAACCGGCUCAAAAUCGGGUGAAAAGCGAGGGACCGGAAAAGUGUACGUCGAUAACGCCUUCAACCGAAAGCACGACCGUGUGGGGAAACCGCUGGGCACGGUACCGAUCUCCAGAAAAGACGAGAAAUACCGGGAUACGGAGCUGAACCGGCAGUUGGGUAGAGUUGACAAGCCGUGGGGGACCUGUCCCAACCCGAGACGAGCGAAGAAGGACAAAAUAACCAAGCUCAUCGAUGAUCUAGUAGCCUACCUUGAACAAAAGCAACAACAAUCCUACGACUUCCCGUUCGAUGACUACAGCGUCGAUGGUGAAGAAGUGAACGAAGCCACGGACUACGCUGUAAACUACACUAACCGCCAGAGAGAGUUGUCUCGCUGGCAGGAAGAGACGGGCUCCACCCAACCGCCGAGGACAGAUCUUGAACACGUGGACGUCGGCAGAGACUACAUCAUCAACUACGACGAGCUGGAGAUCGGAGAACAGAUAGGAAGUGGGUCAUUCGGUGACGUCUUCUUCGCCAGGUGGAGGGGCACGAUUGUGGCGGUGAAGAAGCUGCACAUGCAGAACGUUUCCAGGCGCCGUCUGGAGGACUUCAUCAAGGAGGUCCGCCUCGUCAGUGAUCUGAGACACGACAACAUCGUCGCCUUCAUAGGGGCGUGCGUUCAAACCCCCAACCUGUGCAUCGUUAUGGAGUUCAUGAAUAUGAGUCUGUUUGAUGCUCUCCAUAAGCAGCAGAUGGCGUUCAACGACAAGGAGAAGAUACGCAUGCUCAGACACGCGUGCGCGGGUCUAACCUACCUGCACGAGAAACGCGUGGCUCACUGCGACAUCAAGUCCCAGAACGUGUUGCUCGACAUCCCCCUGGAAGAAGAAGACAAGGAGAAGGACUACAGGAUGGUCACAGCCAAGAUCACCGACUUCGGCCUGAGCAUGAUGAAGGCGGAGACCGGGACAUCCAUGUCCAUGCAGGACGCGACGUUCAGAAACCGAGGCACGCCCCGCUACUCCGCGCCGGAAGUCCUCCGUGGGGAGAUGCUCGAUUCGUCGCAGUACAUGAUGGCAGACGUCUACUCCGUGGGGCUGCUGAUGCUGGAGCUUACCGUGGAGGAGGAACCCUUCUACGGGCUGAACGAACUGCAGCUGCGCAGACAGGUCGGAGAGGGUGGUAUGCUGCCCGCCGUUCCAGACGACAUCACGCUCUCCGGGGAGUUCCUGGACGUGCUGAAUCGUUGCUGGAAGUUUCACCCCACCGCGAGACCGUCUGCAAGAGAGCUUCUAGGGAAUAUGAACGAAUUGCAGAGAUUAAUCAAGGUGGAUUGAAUCGAGACCGAGAUUGUUACCGACUGUAAAUGUUAAAAUUAUAUGCUUGGCAUCGUAAAUUUCUUUUUUUUUAAAUGUUAGACCUAUUAUUAGUUUUAGCCCUCAUUAAAGGGACAUUCCUGACUUUUAAUCAAAUUUUAAUAUGUUAUUG